Messenger RNA from Effrenium voratum, 870 nucleotides. The record is from the annotation of a GenBank genome assembly. NCBI's taxonomy places the organism in Eukaryota, Dinophyceae, Suessiales, Symbiodiniaceae.
AUGAGGGGCGUGCAGCAGCCCUUCGGGGUGCUGAACUCCUGGCACCUCCGGGACCUUUGCGCCAGUGGGCUGCCGGGCCGCUUGCGCGCUUUGGUCCGGCUCAUAAAGCAGUGGGCCAAAUCCAAGGCGAUCCAUAGCGCCAAAAGCGGGGGAUUGAGCUCCUACGGCUGGGCCAUGCUCGCGGUGGGCUUUCUGCAGGAGACGGGUCUCUUGCCGGCGCUGAUCCACGAGAGGCGAUAUCUGACGGCGGAUGACGCUCUUUGGUACGUCCUGGAAGCGCGGGACCAGCGGCCCGAGGGCCUCUGGGGCGAGCCUCAGCUGCUUUCGGCUGAUGGCGAGUCACCAGAAGAGGCGUUCCAGUGGCCCCCGGAGCUCUUCCGGAGCUUUCUGCAGUGGAUGCAGCGAGAAGCCUUGAAGCCACUGGAGUCUCAAGGCUACGGCUACGGCUCGCUGCCGCUCUCGCAGCGCCACAUCGUCUCAGUGAGGGGCCUCCAAUCGCAGCAGGAGCUGCGGCGCGCGGUGGCGAGCUGCCCCAAGGCCGACCACUGGAACCCCGCAGAGAGCGAGGUCUUCAUGCUCAUCGAGGAGCCCUUCACUGGGGAGAACGUGGCGCGCGCCGUGAGGGCCGACGGCUUCCGCGACAUCGUGGCUGAGGUGACGCGGGCCGGCAAGGCCAUGGAGAACGCUGACGCAGAAGCCGCCUUCCAGGAGCCAAUUUGCGGCGCUGCAGAAGUGUUCGUGCUGGCCGGCGAGCUUGCUUCGUUGACGCGCAAGGCUUCACCGGCAGGUGCUCGGAAGCGGCCGUGGAGCGGUGUCGAGGAGAGGGCGCGAGGUCUGCCACUGCGGCUCGUGGUUCGCUCCUUCGCUUAA